GCCAACCAAAAGCUGCCCCGAAAAGACUGGUGUUUGGCGACUUGGCCGCCGUGCAUAUAUUGAGUAUUUGGCUUUAAUUCCACAGCUACCUCAAGACUAAAUCAUGGUGAUCAAGACCGAAACCUGCGCGUUCAGCGAAAGCCGCAUCUACCCCGGCCACGGCAUCCGUCUUGUCCGCAAGGACGGCAACGCGUACACGUUGUUGAACUCCAAGUGCAAGUCUCUCUUCUUGCAACGCAAGAAGCCCGCCAAGAUCCACUGGACCCUGAGCUGGCGCCGCAUGAACAAGAAACUUCGUGUGGAAGAAUCUACCCGUCGCCGCGCUCGCAAGACCACCAAGAUCCAACGUGCCAUCGUCGGUGUCUCCGUGGACGAGCUCAAGAAGAAGCGCAACCAAAAGCCCCAACUCCGCGCUGCGGCCCGUGAUGCUGCCUUGAAGGAAGCCAAGGACCAAGCCAAGACCAAGAAGGUCGCGGCCCCUGCUGGCCAAAAGAAGCAAGUCAUCAAGAACGCUGGCCCCAAGGGCGGCAAGAAGACGGGCAACCGCGGUGCCUUGUAAGCGGUGUCAUUACUGCUUUGAAAGUUGGGUUUAGGCCUCGGAGGCUGUGGACGAUAAAACCAUAAUCCAAUGCACCCUACGCACUGGAGAAUCACUCGUCGCUCCUGCCCCCCGCUUGGAUGUUGCUUCACC
This is a messenger RNA of Aphanomyces astaci, 691 nucleotides long. RefSeq lists its product as hypothetical. The coding region runs from base 104 to 559 and encodes 151 amino acids. The transcript has 4 exons. The record is from RefSeq and is a predicted model, not a curated record. Gene Ontology annotation, cellular component: cytosolic large ribosomal subunit. NCBI's taxonomy places the organism in Eukaryota, Oomycota, Saprolegniomycetes, Saprolegniales, Verrucalvaceae. Gene Ontology annotation, molecular function: mRNA binding; structural constituent of ribosome. Gene Ontology annotation, biological process: cytoplasmic translation.